GUCCCGGCGGCUCGGGCGCUGCGCAGAGUGCGGACCCGCGCUGGCAUGUCCCCGCGCGUGGGAGCCCCAGUCGACCGCCGAGUGCGGGAGGCUGCUAACUUGGCUGCAGGCUCCGGGGGCCCGGCCGCGGCCAUGUAGUUGCCGGCGGAGCUCUCUGCAGCCCGGGAGCGGCAGCGAGAGCGAGCAGGAGCCCAGCAGUUCGAGGCUUUCCCCGGAGGCGCUGAGUGCGUGCCGCGCCCUCGCCGGCCCUCGGGCCGCACUUUGGGCCCGAGAGGGAAAUGGGGGAGAAAGUUUCGGAGGUGCUGGAGCCAGUGCUCCGCGGCUGCAGCGGCCACAGUGCCCGGACUCCCGCUCCUGCGGCGGCUGCCGCGUCCUCGCCGGGAGCUUCCUCUGCCGAGUCCUCAUCGGGCUCAGAAACUCUGUCGGAGGAAGGGGAGCCCAGCUUCUCUCGCGAGCACCCGCCGCCGCCGCCGCCGGGCGGCGCUCGGCCGCCCGCCGCGUGUGCUCCCGCGCGCUUGGUGCCAGAGCGUGGAGUCUCCGCGCCGCCGCCGCAGCCGCCGCUGCCCGGAGGAACCGCGCCCCCCGCGCCCCGGGGCAGCAGCGCGUCCCAGGAAGAGCAGGAUGAGGAGCUUGACCACAUACUAUCCCCUCCGCCCAUGCCAUUUCGGAAAUGCAGCAACCCAGACGUGGCUUCCGGCCCUGGCAAGUCGCUGAAGUUUAAAAGACAGCUGAGUGAGGAUGGAAGACAGCUGCGGCGGGGAAGCCUGGGGGGUGCUCUGACUGGGAGGUACCUCCUUCCAAACCCGGUGGCGGGGCAGGCCUGGGCAACCUCUGCAGAGACGUCCAACCUCGUGCGCAUGCGCAGCCAGGUCCUGGGCCAGUCGGCGCCCUUGCUCACGGCCAGCCUGGAAGGGCAGCCUCCGAAGAGCCAUUUCAACUCAGCCCGACAUCGCCAGAGACUAGUGGACCCAGCUGCUUCAAAAAAGGAGCUGAGUCUCCCCAGAAGAGGAAGUCUGAUAGAUUCCCAGAAGUGGAAUUGCUUGGUCAAACGUUGCCGAACCAGCAACCGGAAAAGCUUGAUAGGUAAUGGGCAGCCCCCAGCACUGCCUCGGCCUCACUCACCUCUCUCUGCUCAUGCAGGAAAUAGCCCUCAAGAUAGUCCAAGAAACUUCUCCCCCAGUGCCUCUGCCCAUUUUUCAUUUGCACGGAGGACUGAUGGACGCCGCUGGUCCUUGGCUUCUCUCCCCUCCUCUGGCUAUGGGACAAACACGCCCAGCUCCACGGUCUCUUCAUCCUGCUCCUCCCAGGAGAAGUUGCACCAGUUACCAUAUCAACCAACACCAGAUGAAUUACACUUCUUAUCAAAACAUUUUUGUACCACCGAAAGCAUCGCCACAGAGAACAGAUGCAGGAAUACACCCAUGCGCCCCCGUUCCCGAAGUCUGAGCCCUGGACGCUCUCCUGCCUGCUGUGACCAUGAAAUAGUUAUGAUGAACCAUGUCUACAAGGAAAGAUUCCCAAAGGCUACAGCUCAGAUGGAAGAGCGCCUAAAGGAAAUAAUCACCAGCUACUCCCCGGACCACGUCCUCCCCCUCGCAGAUGGAGUGCUUAGUUUCACUCACCAUCAGAUUAUUGAACUGGCUCGUGAUUGCUUGGAUAAAUCCCACCAGGGUCUCAUCACCUCACGAUACUUCCUUGAAUUACAGCACAAAUUAGAUAAGUUGCUACAUGAGGCUCAUGAUCGUUCAGAAAGUGGAGAAUUGGCAUUUAUUAAACAGCUAGUUCGAAAGAUCCUAAUUGUUAUUGCCCGUCCUGCUCGGUUAUUAGAGUGCCUGGAGUUUGAUCCUGAAGAAUUUUACUACCUAUUGGAAGCAGCAGAAGGCCAUGCAAAAGAAGGACAGGUUAUUAAAACUGACAUUCCCAGGUACAUCAUUAGCCAGCUGGGUCUCAAUAAAGAUCCUCUGGAAGAAAUGGCUCAGCUGGGAAACUAUGAUAGUGGGACAGCAGAAACACCAGAAACAGAUGAAUCAGUGAAAAGCUCUAAUGCUUCCCUGAAACUUCGAAGGAAACCUCGGGAAAGUGAUUUUGAGACGAUUAAAUUGAUUAGCAAUGGAGCCUACGGGGCAGUCUAUUUUGUUCGGCAUAAGGAAUCGCGGCAGAGGUUUGCCAUGAAGAAGAUUAAUAAACAGAACCUCAUCCUCCGAAACCAGAUCCAGCAGGCCUUUGUGGAACGGGAUAUCCUGACUUUUGCAGAAAACCCUUUUGUUGUCAGCAUGUAUUGCUCCUUUGAGACCAGGCGCCACUUGUGCAUGGUCAUGGAAUAUGUCGAAGGAGGUGACUGUGCUACCUUAAUGAAGAACAUGGGUCCUCUCCCUGUUGAUAUGGCCAGGAUGUACUUUGCUGAGACAGUCCUGGCCUUGGAAUAUCUACAUAAUUAUGGAAUUGUACAUAGGGAUUUGAAACCAGACAAUUUGCUGGUCACCUCCAUGGGGCACAUAAAGCUGACAGAUUUUGGAUUAUCCAAGGUGGGGCUAAUGAGCAUGACUACCAAUCUUUAUGAGGGUCAUAUUGAGAAGGAUGCUCGAGAGUUCCUGGACAAACAGGUCUGUGGCACACCUGAAUACAUUGCACCAGAAGUGAUUCUGAGGCAGGGCUAUGGGAAGCCGGUAGACUGGUGGGCCAUGGGGAUUAUCCUCUAUGAAUUUCUGGUUGGAUGCGUGCCAUUCUUUGGGGACACUCCAGAAGAGCUAUUUGGACAAGUCAUCAGUGAUGAGAUCAACUGGCCUGAAAAGGAUGAGGCGCCACCACCUGAUGCCCAGGAUCUGAUUACCUUGCUUCUCAGGCAGAAUCCCCUGGAGAGACUGGGAACAGGUGGUGCGUAUGAAGUCAAACAGCAUCGAUUCUUCCGUUCCUUAGACUGGAACAGUUUGCUGAGACAGAAGGCAGAAUUCAUUCCCCAACUGGAAUCCGAAGAUGACACGAGUUAUUUUGAUACGCGGUCAGAGAAGUACCAUCAUAUGGAGACUGAGGAAGAAGAUGACACAAAUGACGAAGACUUUACUGUGGAAAUAAGGCAGUUUUCCUCAUGUUCACAUAGGUUUUCUAAAGUUUUCAACAGUAUAGAUCGAGGUACUCAGAAUCCAGGAGAAGAAAAGGAAGACCCUGGGGACAAAACCAAAAGCACAGCUUUGCCGUCCACGGAAACAUUAAGCUGGAGUUCAGAGUAUUCUGAAAUGCAACAGUUAUCCACAUCCAACUCUUCGGAUACUGAAAGCAACAGACAUAAAGUCGGUUCUGGCCUGCUUCCCAAACUGGCUAUUUCAGCAGAGGCAGAACAAGAUGAGGCUGCCCCCCACCCCAGAGAGCUGCAUGAGCAGCGGGAAAAGCCAGCCCCGCCCCCUGCAGACAGUGCUCUGGAGGAGCCCGAGGUCAGCACUCCGGCCAGCACCAUCAGCAGCUCCACCUUGUCAGAUAUGUUUGCUGUUUCUCCACUGGGAAGUCCAAUGUCUCCCCAUUCUCUGUCCUCGGACCCUUCUUCCUCAAGGGAUUCCUCUCCCAGCCGAGAUUCCUCAGGAGCUUCUGCCAGUCCAUACCAGCCCGUUGUGAUCCACAGUUCAGGGAAGAACUAUGGUUUCACCAUCCGAGCCAUCCGGGUAUAUGUGGGAGACAGCGACAUUUACACAGUGCAUCAUAUCGUUUGGAAUGUAGAAGAAGGAAGUCCAGCUUGCCAGGCAGGACUGAAGGCUGGGGACCUGAUCACACACGUCAAUGGAGAACCAGUGCAUGGACUCGUCCACACAGAAGUUAUAGAGCUCCUGCUAAAGAGUGGAAAUAAGGUGUCGAUCACGACCACCCCAUUUGAGAACACAUCAAUCAAGACGGGGCCAGCCAGGAGAAACAGCUAUAAGAGCCGGAUGGUAAGGCGGAGCAAGAAAUCCAAGAAGAAGGAAAGUCUGGAAAGGAGAAGAUCCCUUUUCAAAAAACUAGCCAAGCAGCCUUCUCCUUUACUCCACACCAGCCGAAGCUUCUCCUGCUUGAACAGAUCCCUGUCAUCAGGGGAGAGCCUCCCGGGGUCCCCCACUCACAGCUUGUCUCCCCGAUCCCCUACUCCCAGCUACCGCUCCACCCCCGACUUCCCAUCCGGUACUAACUCCUCCCAGAGCAGCUCCCCAAGCUCUAGUGCCCCCAACUCCCCGGCAGGGUCAGGACACAUCCGGCCCAGCACUCUCCACGGCCUGGCCCCCAAACUCAGCGGGCAGCGAUACCGGUCAGGAAGACGUAAGUCAGCGGGCAGCAUCCCGCUCUCCCCGCUGGCCCGGACACCCUCUCCAACUCCACAGCCCACCUCCCCUCAGCGGUCACCGUCCCCUCUGUUGGGACAUUCACUUGGCAACUCCAAGAUCUCUCAAGCCUUUCCCAGCAAAAUGCACUCCCCCCCGACCAUCGUCAGACACAUUGUGAGGCCCAAGAGCGCAGAGCCCCCGCGGUCCCCGCUGCUCAAGCGCGUGCAGUCGGAGGAGAAGCUCUCUCCCUCCUACGGCAGUGACAAGAAGCACCUGUGCUCCCGCAAGCACAGCCUGGAGGUCACCCAGGAGGAGGUGCCGCCGCGGGAGCAGUCCCAGCGGGAGGUGACCUUGCAGAGCCUGGAGGAGAACGUGUGCGACGCGCCUGCCCUCAGCCGGGCCAGGCCUGUGGAGCAAGGCUGCCUGAAACGCCCUGUGUCCCGGAAGCUGGGCCGACAAGAGUCUGUGGACGAGCUGGACCGAGAGAAGUUGAAGGCCAAGGUGGUGGUGAAGAAGCCCGACGGGCUCCCAGAGAAACAGGAAUCCCGCCAGAAACCCCAUGCACUUGGCAAUGAUGUGGAAAACCUCUCUGCUUUUAGGCUAGAAGACAGAGAGAAGAAAAUCUAUCCAAAGGCUUCGGAAAGGUCAAAGCAUUUUGAAAACAAAGCAGCCGCGCAGGAGGCCCAGGCCCCGGGCAGCCUGCUGAAAGAUGCUCUCCACAAACAGGCCAGUGUGCGGGCCAGCGAGGCUGUCACCUCGGAGGGGGCAGCAGCUCCCGGGGACCACAGCCAGGGCACCGGUGACCUCAAACGAGCCUCGGCUCACAGCACCCUACAAGACGGUCUCUGUCACGCCACCCACAGGCCCACCUCUGGGAAGGGUGAGUACACGGAGAAGGCCCCGCAGGCCAAGGAGGGUCCCCGGUGUGAGAAGUUAGACAGCAAGCUGGCCAACAUCGAUUACCUCAGAAAGAAGAUGUCCCUUGAAGACAAAGAUGAUGGCCCCUGCCCUGUGCUCAAGCCCAAGAUGACAUCUGGUGCCCAGGAGGGCCUGCUGGGGAGCGCGAGCCGACCGGCCGGGGGGCAGCAGGAGGCCCAGCCGGCCUCCGAGAGCCGCGCGCCAUUCAUCAGCGGCCACGUGGCUCAGCUCAGCACCGUCUCCUUUGUCCCUCUCAAGGCCCUUUCUGGCCGGGUGGACAGCGGAGCGGAGAAGCCGGGCUUAGCUGCUCCAGAGUCGCCUGUCCGGAAAAGCCCCUCCGAGUAUAAGCUGGAAGGGCGGUCUGUGUCAUGCCUGAAGCCCAUUGAGGGCACUUUGGACAUUGCUCUUCUGUCUGGACCGCAGGCCUCCAAGACGGAGCUGCCUUCACCAGAGCCUGCCCAGAGCCCCAGCCCAGGCAGUGACGUAGGGCCCCCUGUGCCACAGGCUCCCGCCGGCAGCGUGGGGAGGAAGGGUGAAACUGCGGGUCAGAGGGAGUCCUCCCCUGCCAGCUUCAAGGUGAACAAAUCCUACCUGCUCGAGCCUCGGUUCCCACCACCCAGCCGGGGUCUGCAGGGCUCACUGGCAUCACCCCUGCCUGACCCAGAGCUGAAGCUGGACAGGAAGGUUUCCCAUGCAGCCAGGACCCCGGUGACCAUCGUGGAAAGCCAUCCCCAGCGGGGAGAGGGCAGCCCCAGCCAACACCAAGACCACAGGCCCGAUGUUAAGCUCCUUCCCCUCCUGGGGCAGAACCUCCAAGGUGCUGACCCGUCUAGAUUGCGCAGCCCGCUCCCACCUGAAGGUGCCCCCUUGAGGGAGAAGCCUAGUGGGAGGGAGUCGUCCGAAAGGAGCCCUCCCACAGCCAGAAGUGAGCGGUUGGCUUUGAGGGCCGACAUCCGCAGAGACCCCUCCAAGGAGCUGUAUCCACCAGAAGCUACUAAAACCAGUGACAACUCCAAAACCCUCCCCGCUGUGGGGAGGACCCGCCCAGAUGUCUCCACCCAGACCCAGGCCCUGGAGAAAGCAUGCGGGCCUUGUGGGAAAACAAACCCCAAAGACGGCCGAGAUGAGGUGAGGCCACUGGCCAGAGAAGGCCCCUCUUUGCACUCUGCAGCGACUCCUUGUGAGAGGGAGCUGGGCAAGGGAAGGAGUGGCCCGGAAUCUAAGCUGGCAUUCGCUUCUGCCAGGUGGUCUCUGGAGCCACCCGGGACAGAGAGUGAGAAGAGUGAAAAGCUCUCCGGUUUCGGAUCUGUGCAGAAAGAUGGUCCCAAGGAACCAGAAAGGAAAGAACAGCCCCUGCAGAAGCAUCACCUCACCAGUAGCUCUCAGCCCCUACCUACCACCAAAGAGCUCCCUCGCCUGGCCGCUCAGCGGCAUUACACUCAACAAAGCUACCCUGCUGGCUCUCUGCCUGGGAGCAAGCCCUGUGCUACACACUCAAUCCUGGGCCUCCAGGACCCUCCCAAGCCCACUGCCGUGCUCUGUGAAAGCAGCAGCCACAAGCCCAGGUCUGGCCCCGACACAGACCCUCCAAAGUCUAAGCACCCAGACCGGCCCCUCUUCUCCCAGAAGCUGAGCAUUGAGGCUGCAGUGGGCAAAGAGCCUGGUGCUCAGGCCCCCGGCAAAGAGGGGAAGGGCAGCAGUAAGGGUGUGUCAGAGGAGUUCCCUGCCCUCCCAGGUCCCCAGAACACAGCCCGCGAUGUGAUUGGCCAGGGAGCAAGUGGGCCCUCAGUCCCCCUACAGAUGGAAUGGGGUCCUCUAGACACCAAGCUGAGACCCACCAGCAGUGGGCAUCCCCCAGAGGCACUGGAGAAGCCCGCACAUCCACCACGGCAAGGACCCCUAGGGGCCAGUGAGUCGGUAGACCAGAAACUUCCCACUGUAGGGGAAAGGCAAAACCCAUCUCCAAAGGCCCCCAAACCAUCCACUGUGAAAGAUUAUCCCCCUCUGUGCAAACAGACAGACAGGAGCCUGAGUCCGCCGGCUGCCAGCGCUGACGCCGGGAAGUCUGAAGGCAAGAAAUGCACCGAAGCACUUUACUCCCCUGUGGACAGUGGGAAGCCGGGGGCCAGCCUUUCCCCGGUGCAAGGUGAGGCUGGGCCCAAGGGCACGGAGAGGCCGGCAGCAGCCGCCGGGAAGGGCUGGCCGGAGGCCAAGGGGAAAGGGCCCGGUUCCCAGAAGCCACUGACGGAGGCGGGCAAGCCCAGUGGCAUGAAACGGUCGCCCUCGGCCACGGCGCAGAGCUCUUUCCGCUGCACUGCCCUCCCCGAGAAGUCUCUGAGCUACUCCUCUGGCUUUCCCGAGGCUAGAUCAGUAGUUUCAGAGACUUCUACAACCUGCAGCGACACCUUCUCUGCCAAGGCCGGCAGGGCCACAGCUGAGCCCUCAGCCUCCAGCAGCAGGGACCAUCGAAAGCCCCUGCCUGGGGGGGAUGGCAGAACCCAAAUGACAAAGAGCGACUCCUUGCCAUCCUUCCGCAGCUCAGCCAUCACUCUGGAAUCCUAUCACCCUAACCCAGGCGUGGGGGAGGGCGCCAGCCACCGGGACAGGGUCCUCUCAGGAGCAGCCACCGCGGGAGAAACCAAAGGGAAAGAGCCGGCCCCCGCCCAGCCAGCUCAGACUAGGAAGCAGAAUGUGGGCAGAGAGGUGACCAAGCCGUUCCCCGCUCCAAGCGCGGAGCGCCCCAUCGCCCUUCCUUCUGAGAAGGACUCUGGGGUGCGACAGAGGCGGGGGAAAGAGAGUUUGCGCGGCAGCCCACACAAGAAGGCCUUGUGAUGGGGCAGGCCCCUGGCGGGACUGGGGCACCCAGCCUGCGUGUGUAACUGCAUCUUGACUACCUUGGAAACCAGCACUGUGGGAACCCCCCCCAGGCAGAGCCUGGAGCCUCACCGAAGAAGGGGGAGAGAAGAAACAGGAAAAGAAGGGACCUUCUUCCAAAUGCCUUCCCAAUUGGAACCGGUAAACUGUUACCAGAUAGUGUUUGUACAAAAAAAAUAAAAAUAAAAAAACAAAAAAUCUUUUUGGUUGAGGUUGAGGUUGCGGAUUGUUGAGGAAAACGAUUUUCUCUGUAAAUACCUAGCAAUGUGUUUGGUUUGGGGGAUAUAGAGUCGAUACUUUGCUGCUGAUGGCAUCAUUUACUACAGCUUUUUUUUUAAUAAGAUUUUCGCUCUACCAUUGAUCAUAAUGCAGUAACGAAGCAAAAGGGUUAAACCUGGGUAUAUGUAAAAGUAUAGAUACACCCAUAUUCGUGUAUAUACACAUCCACCCACGUGUUCUGGUCUGUGGUUGAAAAGAAUAUUUCAAGGCUACAUUUUUCUACGUUAAAACAUUCUAAGUCGAGUUGAAGGUGAAAGAAAGCCCCAAAUACACUAGAUUGUAAGCCUUCAUGUGUAUUUUUAACGAGUGAUUUUGAUAGUACUGUAUCUGGCUACCUAUACUUCCAGAUCUAAAGAACUACUCGAAUCACUGCAUUUGGAAUCCUCCUCCAUCAGAAAUGGCCACAACAGUUGGAGCUAGCCAUUUUCAUUUCAUUUCAUGGUCAUCCUAAUAGCCAUUUUGACCCUGGGCCCAGCUGUCUGAAAGGCCAGUUGUCCUUGUCUGUGGGUGUGUAUGUCAACUCCUCACCAUAGGUAGAGCGGGGGCUAUAAACACAUGUCGACUUAUUUCUGUUCUUUUGCUUUCCCUUUCUGUUCUCUCGCUUUUCCUUUUCAUGCUCUUAAACUCAGGCCUUUAUGCUAUGAGUCACUAGUCUAAGAAGCACACAUUUUAUAGUAGUUCUGCACCAGCCCUGCUGUUGAACAUAAAGGAAAGUUGCUGGCCGCACACAAAUCUGCUCAUAAGCAUCGGGCAUUGGAAGAGGUUUUCAAUUUGCUUUUUUGAGGAAAAGUCGGGGGACGGGGUGGGGUUGUGGAUUUUGGCAUCAUAGCAUAUAUUUUAAGGAAUAAUCAGGACAUCAGAUACAUUUUAAUACAUAGCUGGGGCCUUAUGUUGUAGAUGAAGCUUGCUGUUUUUAGCAAGUUCCUGGGUUUCACAUUCAUUUCUGAUACAUCAAGUAGCUCCAUACAUUUCAUAACAUGAUCUCUUUAUUUGUAUGCAAAAAAAAAUACUGUAUUAAUAAAGAGCAUCAUUUUUGUAACAAAAAGACUUGUUGGAGCUAUUUGGUGCUUGAAUGUGACUGUCCUUUUUACUUUUGCUAAGCCUUAUUUAAAUUUUGUAUACCAUGGAAUAUGUAGAAUUUGUCCAAUCAUUUUAGUGCUGAGGGGGAUCUUUUUGUUUGUUUUUUGUUGCAGUUUUCCUUCCUGGUGGAUUGUUUUAUAUUGUAAGACAGCACUUGCUGACAUAAGUACUAAGGCACUAAGAGAAAAUACACACAGAUAAGUAUUUAUAAGAUGCUUGGGAUCCGUAGCAGGAUUUUUUGUUUUGUAAGAGAAAAAAAAAAAAAUUACCAAGAAGAAAUACUAAUCCAGCACCCAUCCCCCCUGGGGAGUGUCUUAGUAUCUUCAGGCUAUAACAUUGUUCACCUAAGCACAGCUUCAUCUUACAGCCCUGUGGAUUAUAAAUCAUUCAGUGAGGCUGUAAACUCCGCUCCAAAAACAAAGGCGUAACUUAAACUGCUUGGUUGUCCUUCAUUGUAAAAUGAGUUGGCAAUGGCAAAAGAAAAAAAGAAAAAAAGUCUCCUCCUUGCUCC
Messenger RNA from Delphinapterus leucas (beluga whale), 9945 nucleotides. The record is from RefSeq and is a predicted model, not a curated record. NCBI's taxonomy places the organism in Eukaryota, Metazoa, Chordata, Mammalia, Artiodactyla, Monodontidae.